AUGACGGAUAAAUACCCCGACCUCGUGUCUUUGGUGCCUCAAAUCCGUGGUGAAAGCGUUUCCAGCUUCAUUCUCGAGGGUGAAGUCGUGGCCGUGGACAGCGAGACCGGCGAUCUGAAAUCUUUCCAAACACUCACCAACCGCGCAAAGAAGAACGUUGAGAUCGGGGCUAUCAAAGUCAAUGUCUGUCUUUUUGCAUUUGACUUGAUGUAUCUCAACGGAGAACCAUUGCUGGAUCGGUCAUUCCGGGAACGUCGCGAGCUGCUCCGGAGUCUCUUCGUCGAUAUCCCGACCAGGUUCACCUGGGUCAAACAUCUGGAUGCGACGUCCGCCGAUUCUGAGACGGUACUUGAGUUCUUCAAAGGCGCAACUGAUGCCAAAUGCGAAGGCAUUAUGGUCAAAGUCCUCGACAAUGUGACAAGGACCAACGACACUGUCCAAGCCACCGAUCAAACAGACCGCACAGACAAGAACAAUCAACUCGAGCCACCAGAAGCAAACAAUGGCACCAAAAUCCUCAAAGAGAAGAGCGGUCGUCGCAAAGCCCUCCUCUCCACUUACGAACCAGACAAGCGCCUAGAAUCCUGGCUCAAAGUGAAAAAGGAUUACAGCACCUCCUCCGAAACCCUCGACCUCAUCCCCGUCGCAGGCUGGCACGGCAACGGCCGCAAAGCCAAAUGGUGGUCCCCCAUCCUUCUCGCCGUCCGCAACCCAGAAACAGGAUCCCUCGAAGCCGUCACGAAAUGCAUGUCCGGCUUCACAGACAAAUUCUACCAGUCCAACAAAGACAAGUAUGCUCCGGGCUAUCCGAACGUGAUAUCGCGGCCCAGCUACGUGGAGUACUACGGCGAGCCGGACGUGUGGUUUGAGCCGCAGGAGGUGUGGGAGAUGGCGUUUGCGGAUAUCACGCUCAGCCCGACGUAUACGGCGGCGAUUGGGUUGGUGAGUGAGGAGCGGGGGUUGAGUCUGCGGUUUCCGCGGUUUUUGAAGGUUCGAGAGGAUAAGUCGAUUGAUGAGGCGACUACGUCGGACUAUUUGGCGCUGUUGUGGAGGAAGCAGGGGGACAAGGCUCAAGUUCAGGGUGAGGGUGAGGGUGAGAGUGGAGUGGAGCGAUUGGGGUGGCAAGAGGAGUGA
Molecule: messenger RNA, 1134 nt
Organism: Penicillium canariense
Lineage: Eukaryota; Fungi; Ascomycota; Eurotiomycetes; Eurotiales; Aspergillaceae
Exons: 1
Coding region: 1-1134 (377 amino acids)
Biological process (GO): double-strand break repair via alternative nonhomologous end joining; lagging strand elongation; mitochondrial DNA repair
Cellular component (GO): DNA ligase III-XRCC1 complex
Molecular function (GO): DNA ligase (ATP) activity; ATP binding
Source: RefSeq, a predicted model, not a curated record